UCAUAGCAAAGCGUCAUAAGUAUGAAAUCCAUUGCAUCAUGGCUAGGACUCAUAUAAACCACAAUAUGCUUCUUAACCUCCUAAGACAACAUGCAAGCCGCUGCCAACAUAACACAAUCGCAACUGGGGAAGUUGCCUACCAUUGUCCAGCCACAAUAUAAACAUCGUGAAGAUGGCUCGACUAUGAAAGCCCUGGCAUGGUUCGGCGCGACAGACGUUCGAGUCAUCGAUGCGCCUAUCCCCGACAUCACAGAACCGGACGACGUGAUCCUGAAAGUGACCGGCACUACUAUUUGUGGAUCAGAUUUACAUCUGUACCACGGGGAGAUCCUGGCCCUUCAGAAAGGCGAUAUCUUGGGACACGAGUUUAUGGGCAUUGUCGAUCGUAUCGGACCAAAUGUUAAAAGUCUCGCCAUAGGCCAACGCGUCGUUGCCUCCUUCCAAAUCGCGUGCGGGAAAUGUCGAUAUUGCAAGGAGGGACUCUCUUCCUUUUGUGAUAACACCAAUAAUUCAACUUUGCAGAAUUACAUGUAUGGAACACGCGAUGCUGGUUUCUUCGGCUACUCCCAUUUCACUGGUGAAUAUGUUCGCGUGCCGUUAGGCGAAGUCAACCUUCUUCCCAUCCCAAACGAUGUCUCGGACGAAGAGGCUCUGUACCUUUCUGACGUCCUUCCAACCAGUUACCACUGUGUCGUCGACACCGGUGUGCAGGAAGGCGACACCGUUGGAAUAUGGGGCCUUGGUCCUAUUGGACAAUGCUGCGCUCGCUGGGCAAAAUUGAAGGGUGCAUCUCGUAUCAUUGCUAUAGACCAAGUACCAGAGCGUCUGCAGCGUGCCAGGGAGCAGGGUUGCGAAGUGAUCGACUUCAGCAAGGUUAAGGACGUCAGCCAGAAGGUCCAUGAGCUUGUUCCUGGAGGACUCGACGUCGCGCUUGACUGUGGUACAUUCCACGAGCCGAAGACCUUGCUUCACAGAGGGAUGAAGAUGCUCAUGCUCGAGACUGAUGUUCCCGAGACCGUGAACGAGAUGAUCGUGUCAGUGAGGAAGAUGGGCCGAUGCGGUCUCAUUGCUGCAUAUGCUGGUUUCACCAACGGCUUCAACAUCGGGGCACUCAUGGAGAAAGGAAUAAGAUUCAUCGGCAACGGUCAAGCCCCAGUGCACCAGUACUGGAAAGAAAUUCUGUACGACUACAUCAUCACGAAGAAAUUCGACCCCAAAUUUAUGAUUUCUCAUCGCGUGCCGCUGGAAGAUAUGGCAAAGCUGUAUGCCGCUUUUGACAAACGUGUAGGAGGUGUUGAGAAAGUCUUUGUGGAAACCCAGUUUUCCUCGCCGCCUUCCGCUGGAACACCAAAGCUCACUCGAGUUGAUGACUGGACGCGUUGAGGUCAGGCCUCGCGUCUUGGCGUCCUGCACUAUCAGGAAUCUAAGCUGAACAAGACGGCGGAGCGAAUUCUUUUCUGAUAAUUUCCGCGUCCUUCAGAGGAGUCGUAUUUAUGUAUAUUAUAUUAAACUUGUAGAGUAUUUGAUCAAGAAAAAGAAAGGUGCCGCAAGGUUCCUGCAGCAUAUGUAGCAGGCUUUGUUGGUCUGAAGUUACUUGCGAGGUCGAACAGGCUAUAAGCAUCGUCGUG
This is a messenger RNA of Suillus paluster, 1628 nucleotides long. Its product is annotated as chaperonin 10-like protein. The record is from RefSeq and is a predicted model, not a curated record. NCBI's taxonomy places the organism in Eukaryota, Fungi, Basidiomycota, Agaricomycetes, Boletales, Suillaceae. Bases 91 to 1383 code for a protein of 430 amino acids. The transcript is spliced from 8 exons. Gene Ontology annotation, molecular function: oxidoreductase activity; zinc ion binding.